Dama dama (fallow deer) is the source of this 3528-nucleotide messenger RNA. RefSeq names its product serpin family B member 9 (gene SERPINB9). The coding region runs from base 233 to 1477 and encodes 414 amino acids. Lineage: Eukaryota; Metazoa; Chordata; Mammalia; Artiodactyla; Cervidae. Gene Ontology annotation, cellular component: cytoplasm. Gene Ontology annotation, biological process: negative regulation of endopeptidase activity. The transcript is spliced from 8 exons. The record is from RefSeq and is a predicted model, not a curated record. Gene Ontology annotation, molecular function: serine-type endopeptidase inhibitor activity.
GGCCCUGCCCUUCGGGCCAUGUUCCCUGGGCCCUCUGGACCAAAGCCACUCCGUGUCGGAGCUGUGAGCUUCUGGAGCUGAGGAGGCAGGCAGGUGAGCCCCUCCCCCGCGCGAGAGAGAGCUGAAGGGGAGCGCCGGCGGGGACUUGGGCUCAGUGCGAGUCUAGAAGGUGGGGACCCAGAAGCCGCUGCGCUGCCGCCUGGAGGCAGAAGGGUGACUGCCUGGUUGAAGGAUGGGGAGCUGGAACGUGGCUUCCAGUGUCAGGCUCGGUCUCCGCUGGAGGAUGUUGAUGGAAGAAAGGAGGGAACCUUCAAAUCCCGGUUCUGUCUCAGACUCCAGGCCCGGUCUCAUGGAUGCGCUCUGUGAAGCAAAUGGCACCUUCGCCCUCCGCCUCUUAAAGGCCCUGUGUGAAGACGACCCUUCAGGCAACGUGUUUUUUUCUCCCGUGAGCCUCUCCUCGGUCCUGGCCAUGGUCCUCCUGGGAGCCAAAGGGGACACUGCUGCCCAGGUGGCCCAGGUGCUUUCCUUAAACACAGAGAAAGAAUUUCACCAAGAUUUCCAGCAGCUUCUUGCUGAGCUGAACAAGCCUGACGCUCAGUACUUGCUCACGACGGCCAACAGGAUCUUUGGGGAGAAGACCUAUGAAUUUCUCUCUACCUUUAAGGAAUUGUGUCUUCGCUUCUACUACGCUGAGCUGGAGCAGCUCUCCUUUGCCGAAGCUGCAGAGCCGUCCAGGAAGCAGAUCAACGCUUGGGUCUCAAAGAAGACUGAAGGUAAGAUUCCAGAGUUGUUGCCUGCUAACUCCAUCAAUGCAGAGACCAGGCUGAUUCUGGUUAACGCUGUCUACUUCAAAGGGAGGUGGAGUGAGAAAUUCGACAAGGAGUACACCAGGGAGAUGCCUUUUAGAAUAAACCAGAAAGAGCAGAGGCCGGUGCAGAUGAUGUUUCAGGACGGGGUGUUCAGACUUGCCCGCAUCCAGGAGGUGCAGGCCCAGGUGCUGGAGCUGCCAUACGCAGACGAGGAGCUGAGCAUGCUGGUGCUGCUGCCCAACGACCACGUGCCUCUGAGCUCAGUGGAGAAACAUCUCACUUGGGAGAAGUUCCUCGCCUGGACCCAGCCUCACUCCAUGAAGAAGACCCAGGUGGAAGUCUUUCUCCCAAAGUUUAAGCUGGAGAUGACCUACGACAUGGUGUCGGUGCUCCAGGGCCUGGGGGUGCUUGAGGCCUUCCAGUCAGGCCGGGCUGACUUCUCGGCCAUGUCUCCCAGCGAAGGCCUGUGUCUGUCCGCCUUAGCCCACAAGAGCGUGGUGGAGGUGGACGAGGAGGGCACGGAGGCCGCGGCCGCCUCCGCAAUGUUGCAGGUCGACAGCUGCAUGGUGAACCAGCCCCGGUUCUGUGCCGACCACCCCUUCCUGUUCUUCAUCAGACACAACGGCUCCCGCAGCACUCUCUUCUGCGGCAGGUUCUCCUCCCCGUAGGGGCGCGCGCGCCGCGCCUGCCCGCCCUGCCCUCGCUGGGUCCCCCGGGGCCUGGGCAGCUCCGGGCCUCAGUGACCCGCCAGCACACCCGUGCUUCUCCCCCAGGCUGACUCCUGGACGGGGAUCGAGAGCCAGUAGACCUCAGUGACUGUAUGUGAGACGCAGCCUGAAUCCCGUAGGAUGGCAGGCACAGCGCUCCAUGGGCCGCGGACUCCCUUCCCGCUCGCUCCUGCGGCGUUUCUUUCCGGUGGCACCGGGUUCUCUUCCGGGUCACCUGCUUGCCUUAGCCCGUUUCAGUGUUCAGCCAGGCCGUUAGCUGUCACAGCCGUUUGAUAGGUCUCCUGGUGCUUGCGCUUUUUAGGGACGUUCCUUAGUGCGUGUUUAUUUUUUUGGCUGUGUAGCACGUGGGAUGCCAGUUUCCCGACCAGGACGGAACCCAUGACCCCUGCGGUGGAAGCUUGGCUUCCUUUCCGUUGACCUGCCUGGGAAUGCCCUCUUUAAUGCACAUCUUAUCUUUCUUUGACAUUCACUGCUCACCGUGGAUGUUGCCAACCCUGCAUCAGGCCCUGGGGAAGGAAGUGGGAGGGUGUGAACCUCUGAGUCCUGCCCCCAUGGCAGAGGUAGGCAGCUUUGAGGACUACCAGGCUGGACUAGGUCCUGCCUCUAGGUGACCAUGUGACCUCUGGGAGGAUCGCACGUUUCUACAUGUUACUGUAUUUCUCCACCUCCAACUCUAACAGGAAAAAUCACAUUCAACCCUUAAAGCUCAUUUCCAACGUCAUCUUCUUUGAGAGUUGUUUCCUUUCUUGCAUAACCAGAGGUACGUCUUUGUACCCUCACUGCCCCCUAGGAGAUGGCACGUCUCUGACGGUAGCUGUUUGUAUAUUGCCUGUCUGUGUUUUCUGGCUUUAAGGCCCUUAGGGAUGGGACUGUGUUUUACGCAUUAGGGUGCCACUUAGGUUGCAUGGAUAAGCAAUUUGAUGAUAAGCUCUGUGACUUAAAAAAAAAAGGUUAGAAAUCAGUUUUUCUAAUUGAUAAAUAAUAAAAAUGAUUUAUUAAAAAAACAAUGUAUUGUUUUUUUAAAUAAUUUUUUUAUUGAGGUGAAAUUUAUAAAACCUAAAAUUACCAUUUUAAAGUGAAUGACACACCGGUGUAUAGUCUGUUAACACUGUUGUUCAACCACCACAUUGAUCUAGUUCCAAAUAUUUUUCAUCACCCUGUAUCCACUAAGCAGUUACUCCCCAUUCCCUGCUUCUCCCAACCCAUGGCAACCACCAGCCUGCUUUCUAUCUCCAUGGAUUUACCUGUGCUGGCAAUUUCACGUAAGCUGAAUCAUGCAUGACCCUUUUUGUGCCUGGCCUCUUUCAUCUCACAUAAUGUGUAUUAAAAAUCAGGGGCAUCACUUUGCCAACAAAGGUCCGUAUAGUCAAAUCUAUGGUUUUUCCAGUGGUCAUGUACAGAUGUGAGAGUUUGGACCAUAAAGACUGGGUGCCAAAGAAUUGAUACUUUUUAACUAUGAUGUUGGAGAAGACUCUUCCGAGUCCCUUGGACUGCAAGGAGAUCAAAACAGUACAUCCUACAGAAAAUCAGUCCUGAAUAUUCAUUGGAAGGACUGAUGUUGAAGCUGAAGCUCCAAUACUUUGGCCAUCUGAUUUGAAGAGCUGAGUCAUUGGUAAAGACCCUGAUGCUGGGAAAGAUUGAGGGCAGGAGGAGAAGGGGAUGACAGAGGAUGAGAUGGUUGGUUGGCAUCACCAACUUGACGGACAUGACUUUGAGCAAGCUCCGGGAGAUGGUGAAGGACAGGGAAGCCUGGUGUGCUGCAGUCCAUGGGGUCGCAGAGUCAGACACAACUGAGUGACUGAACAACAAAAUAUGCUCAAGAAUCAUCCAUGUUAUAGCAGAUGUCAGCAUCUGACCGUUUGUAUAUGUCUUCUUUGGAGAAAAGUGUGUUCAAGUUCUUUCUUCAUUUUUUCAUUGGGCUGUUGGUCUUUUUUGUGAUUGAAUAAUAUUCUGCUGUAUGCAAAGAACACAUUUUGUUUGUCCAACCAUCC